This is a messenger RNA of Eimeria maxima, 4299 nucleotides long. RefSeq lists its product as hypothetical. Gene Ontology annotation, cellular component: nucleus. The record is from RefSeq and is a predicted model, not a curated record. Gene Ontology annotation, biological process: protein ubiquitination; SCF complex assembly. The coding region runs from base 1 to 4299 and encodes 1432 amino acids. NCBI's taxonomy places the organism in Eukaryota, Apicomplexa, Conoidasida, Eucoccidiorida, Eimeriidae. The transcript is spliced from 21 exons.
AUGGCGGUGCGUAGCGCUAGUAUUCCUCAGCUGCUGCAGCAGAUGAAAGACAUUGACUUGGACAAACGGGUUAUGGCGGCGUCCGACUUGACAGAGGCAAUCUUAAGCAGUCCACAGGGUUUAGGAGCCGCCUGGGAAGGACGAGCAGCGACGGCCCUUUUGCAACAACUUGAAGAUAAUUCUGUUGAUGUACAGGCGAAUGCGGUUCGUUGUAUUCGUAAUUUAAUUUGUAUAUUUUCUCCAUCAAUUCGUCUAAACACUUUUCUUUCUCUUUCUUCUUCUGUUAAUAAUUAUACUAAUGCAUUUAGACAUAUUCAUUUUACUUGUCUUAAAGGUUUAGUAUUGGAGCUGCCUGAGGCUCUCUUUGCUCCCGUCAUCCCUGAGCUGCUUGUUCUGCUAGCAGAGGGAAUUCAUAGCGAGAACAAUGAGGUACAAACAGAUGCAUUGGAUAUUCUUGCAGAUACACUUUGCUGCAGGGGUUUAGAGGUGUGGGGUGCUGCUGCUGCUGCUGCAGCGCAGCAGCAGCAGCUGUCUGUACACCUCAUGCGCCUACUUACCUACGAAUUAACCUCCGCAAGAAAGGCUGCCAGGUGUAUAGGCGGACUCGCUGCUAGGCUACCAGCAGAUGAAUUAUCAUCUCUUGUCUGCGCAUUGAUGAAAACCCCACAGUUGAGUGUUGGUGCAUUGGAUGCUCUUGCUGAGGUGUGUAGACACUGCAGCAGCAGCAGCAGCAGCAGCAGCAGCAACAGCAACAGCAGCAGCAGCAGCAGCAGCAGCAGCAGCAGCAGGUGCUUCGAGGCCCUGCAUCCUUAUAUUUGUUUGUUUAUCUAUAGAGCAAUAGCAGCAAUACUAAAAGAUGAGGAAAAGGAGAUGGGCAGCAGCAGCAGCAGCAGCAGCAGUGUAUCUGCUGCUGCUGCAGCAGCAGCUGCUGCUGUUGAGGCCGCUGCUGCUGCAACAGCAGCCUGCAGCGGUACCUACCAGAGCAGCGCAGCAGCAGCAGCAGCAGAAGCAGCACAAUCCCCGCUGCAGCUGCCUACAGGAGGAGCAGCAGAAGCAAGGAGGGAGCAGCGGGAGGCUUUGCUGCAGGCAGCACUUGCUGCACUUGAGCCAGCAGCAUCAGCAGCAGCAGCAGCAACAGCAACAGCAGCAGCAACAGCAACAGCAGCAGGAAAUAAAUGCAGCGGGAGCAGUGCAGCACGAGGUGUAUUUGAGGCUGCUGUGCUGCUGCUGCUGCCUCUGCUGCACUAUAACCCUAAUGUAUAUGCUGCAGAUACAGCUGAGCAGCAGCAGCAGCAGCAGGAGGAGAAUCGUUUGCUGCUGCAGCUACAGCACCAACCCCUUAAUCAUGUACUAGUACAGCAGCUGCUGCAGGGUACAUACAACAGCAGCAGCAGCAGCAGCAGCAGCAGCAGCAGCAGCAACGAGGAGUUCAAUGACUUCGACCCCGGCUGGUCUUAUGAUGAACACUUAGAGGCAGCAGAUAAUUCAUGGAAGAUACGUAUGGCUGCACUCAAGGUUGUGAAGGCAGCAGUAGGUGGAUCUUCUGCUCGCUUUGGUCUAUUAGCGCAUGCAUUUGCUGCUGCUCUUGUUGAGCUACUGCAGCAAAAUGAAUCUUGUCUCCUUACCCAAGCAAUUGAUGUUAUUCGCCGUUUGCUUCGGUCUGCUUUGCUUGGCGGUGCGCCGCUGCUGCAUGCGGAGGCAGCAACGUUGCUGCUUACCCAGCUGCCUCCUGCUGCUGUUGCUGCUGCUGCAGCAUCAGCAGAAGAAGAAGAUCCGCAGCAGCAGCAGCAGCAGCAGCAGCUGCAGCAGCUGCUCAAGUCCCCAGAUAGACGCCCAGAAGCAGACCAUCUGCAGGCCUUAAUGCCAAUGCUCGUGCUGCGGGCCAGCCGUCUUUGUAGGGAUGAGUCCUUAGGUGUAAAGACGCAGCAAGCAGCAGCAGGUUUGCUGCUGGAGGCAGCAGCAUCAUUUCCUGCUGCAGCAGCAGCGCUGCUGCCGCUGCUGCUUGCUGCAGCAUCUGUUGCAAUGCAUGCAGACACAGCAGCAACAAAGGAGGUGGGGCUGCGUCUUGCUUCUAUUAGUCUUGUUAUCUACAAUAUGCAGCUGCAAGAUCAGCAGCAGCAGCAGCAGCAGCAGCAGCAGCAGCAGGUGCUGCUGGAUGCAUCUACUAAGGUGCUGCAGUGGUCAAUUGCUGCUGCUGCUGCUGCAGCAGCAGACCCUCGCCUAAGGGCUGCAGCACUUUGGGCUGUUGGUAUUUCUGCCAGUGUGCAUGCCAAUGCAUGGAGACCUGAAUCUGCUGCUGCUGCUGCUCCUGCUGCUGCUGCUGCUCCUGCUGCUGCUGCUGAGGUGCUUGAGGCUGUGCGCCUCGCAGCAGCACAGAUGAAUCAUUCAGAGGCAGUCGUGAGGGAAGCCGCCAUCUACUGCUUUGGGGCUGUGAUGCGCUGCUACGGCAGUUGGCCUGAGGUAGCAGCAGCAGCAGCAGCAGCAGAUAGCUGGAGGGUUUUAACGUCACAGCUCUGCAGCAGCGGAUCGAGGAAGGCCGCUUUGGAUGCGGUGCUGAUGUUGUUGGAGUCAGCAGCUCCUCUGCCGCCAACUGCUGCUGCUGCUGCUGCUGCUGCUGCUGGCAGCUCAUCUGCUGCUGCUGCUGCUGCUGCUGGAGGGUGUGGGGAGGCAGCAACAGUGGAGAGGCUUGUGGUGCUGCUAGUUGAGGCUGCACUGCAGCAAGAGCAGCAGCAGCAGCAGCAGCAGCAGCGUGCUACAGCAGGAAAAUGUUUGCUGCUGCUGCUGCGUAGACACCCCGAGCUGCUGCAGCAGCAACCUGUCCAAGAGAUGGUAGUUAGGACUGCAGCAAAGUUGCUGCAUAGGGCACAGCACAGGACGGCCCUACCCGCGUUGCAGCUGCUGCUGCUGUUGCUGCAGCACCUUGAGCAGCAGCAGAGUUAUGUCUCCCCUAACGAACAACAGCAGCAACAGCAACAGCAACAGCAGCAGCAGGAGGAGGAGCAGCAGCAGCAAUUGGGUGUUAGGGUGUUUCGGCUCCUAUUAUCCGAGGUUAAGACAGUAGCAGCAGAUUCUCUUGUUGCUGCUGCUGCUGUUGCUGCUAAUCUGCUGCUGCAGCAAAACCCUAAGGACGCUGUUCCUAAUAUUGUUACCGAGCUGCAGCAGCACCAGCAGCAGCUGCUGCAAUUGAAGCAGCAGCAACAGGAGCAACAGCAACAGCAGCAGCAGAAUUGGGAGCAACAACAGCAGCAACAACAGCAGCAACAGCAGCAUCAACAGCAGCAGCAGCAACAGCAGCAGCAGGCGGACCUCAGCCUGCGGAGUUGCUUCCUUGCGCUUACUCUCGCGGAGUGCAUUCGGCUGCAGCCUUCUGCUGCAGUUGCUGCUGAUGUCUUGUCUUGCUGCUUGCUGCUGCUGGACUCGGUUACUGUUGCUGCUGCACAGAAAGCAGCAGCAGCAGCAGCAAGCAGCAUCCUUGCUGCAUGCAUAGAUGCAUGCAUGCAACACGUGUUGCUGCUGCUGCAGCAGCAGCACGACAGGGUGCUGCAGGCUGAGCAUAAAGAGAAAUGUCUUGCUGACAGCAGCAGCGAGCAGCAGCCUGAUGCAGCAGCAGCAGCAGCAGCAGGCUCAUUAGAAGAGCAGCAGCAGCAGCAGCAGCAGCAGGAGUUGCAGCAGCAGCAACUUGUUCUUGCUAAGACAGAGAAGAAGCAGCAAAGGGAGAAGGAGCUGCAGCUGCUGAUGGUGUUGCAUGGAUGUUUGCUGCUGCAUACACCAGAUGAGCAGCAGCAGCAGCAGCAGCAGCGGCAGCAACUGCAGCAGCGGCAGCAGCAGCAGCUGCCACUGCAGCAACGCCACUCUGCUGCUGCUCUGCAGCCUUGGCAACAGCAGCAGCAGCAGCAACAGCAGCAGCAGCUGCAACAGCAGCAGCAGCAGCAGCAACUGCAUGCAUGCAUGUGUAUGCAGGUAGUGGAGAUAUUAUCUCUCUUAUCUACAAGUCGUGUUGAAGGAGAAAGAUCAAUAAUUGCUGCAUGCAUUGUGCAGCUAUUUUCUUGCUUCCCCCGCUGCAGCAGCAGCAGCAGCAGCAGCAGCAGCAGCAGCAACAGCAAGGAAGAUUGUAAUUGCUGCUGCUGCUGUAUACCUGCCGCCAUUAAAAAGUUUUUAAGUGGAAAUACACCCGAAGAAAAACUUACAGGACUCGCUGUUCUAAGAGAUGCUGCAUUAGAUUCUUUACUUCUUCCUAAUUAUUUAUUUUCUCCUUUUGUAGAUUGUCUCUCUACAGAGGACCUCCGCGUUGUUGUAUGA